Messenger RNA from Diprion similis, 2179 nucleotides. Its product is annotated as neuropeptide CCHamide-1 receptor. Gene Ontology annotation, biological process: G protein-coupled receptor signaling pathway. NCBI's taxonomy places the organism in Eukaryota, Metazoa, Arthropoda, Insecta, Hymenoptera, Diprionidae. The coding region runs from base 524 to 1798 and encodes 424 amino acids. Gene Ontology annotation, molecular function: G protein-coupled peptide receptor activity. The transcript has 6 exons. Gene Ontology annotation, cellular component: membrane. The record is from RefSeq and is a predicted model, not a curated record.
AAUAAAUAAGAAUAUAAAAAGCGAAAAGAUAACGGCGAUAAGGCAGCAGCAGAAUAAAAAAAAAAAAAGGUAAUAAUAUUUGAUUAAAGAAUUUCCGUACACGUCUAAUCAGGAAGCCGUAAAAAGAGGAGAAAAAUUAAUCCCAGUUUUAAUUUGAAUUUCGAUUCUUUUGUUUAUCUUGAUUACCGUUUGACUUCCAGCGCUAAAGGCGGUAAGACGUAUAAUACCACCUCGGCUCGUAAAGAUUCGUGAGCCGGGUAGGUAAUUUUAUGCGUAGCAUAAUUACUUCACCCUACGCAAAGAUGUCCGCAACAAACAGAGUCCAUAAUUAACCAACCGCGAGUGGAGCGACGGGAAUUAAGCCCGGAUGCUUGAAGUGUACAAAUUGACCAAAAGUGUUAGCCGACUACAUUUAUUUCCUCUGUAGGCUUCGCUUCGUGCAUACUGCAUACACACCGAAGGUCGCGAGUGAUUUGUGGGAAAACUUUUAUCACAUUAGGACGAAAUUAAAUCACACCUCACCAUGGCGUACAACACGACGCUACCAUUAAUCUCCCAAGCCUCAAACUGCUCUUUCAAUGGGAGCGAGUGCGCGGAGGAGGAAUACAUCCCCUACAGUUCUCGCCCUGAGACCUACAUCGUCCCCGUUGUCUUCCUCAUAAUCCUCGUCGUGGGUGUCUCCGGCAAUGGUGCUCUGGUCCUGACGCUACUUCGCCACGCCAAUAUGCGCAACGUGCCGAACACCUACGUGCUGUCCUUGGCGCUGGGUGAUUUGCUGGUAAUUCUAACGUGCGUUCCAUUCACCUUCACCGUCUACAUCGUUGAAUCCUGGCCGUUCGGACUUGCUUUAUGCAAGAUCUCAGAAUGCGCGAAAGACGUUUCAAUCGGUGUCUCGGUCUUCACACUGACCGCGCUUUCGGCUGACAGAUUUUUCGCCAUUGUUGACCCAAUGCGAAAGCUACACGCGACUGGCGGCGGCCGCCGAGCGACACGCUUCACCGUUGUGAUAGCAAUCAUGAUCUGGAUACUCGCUAUCAUUUGCGCUAUUCCAGCUUCCUUCUCUUACAUCAAAGUGUUGCGCGUGAAUGAGGAGGUCGUUUUUGAGACUUGCUAUCCCUUCCCCGAGGAAUUCGGCCCCGAUUAUCCAAGGAUAGUGCUGAUCUGCCGUUUCUUCAUCUACUACGCGCUCCCCCUCGCUGUGAUCGGGGUAUUCUACCUUCUGAUGGCGAGACAUCUGUUUCAGAGUACGAGGAACAUGCCUGGAGAAAUGCAGUGUCAAGUCCGUGCCAGUGUGAAACAAGUCAAGGCCAGGAAGAAGGUAGCGACGAUGGUCAUGGCGUUCGUCGUCGUCUUCGCCAUCUGCUUUUUCCCCCAGCACGUGUUCAUGCUGUGGUUUUACAUCCACCCAACCUCUCAGCAGGACUACAACGCCUUCUGGCACGCAUUUAGGAUCCUGGGAUUCUGUCUGAGCUUCAUGAACAGCUGCAUCAACCCCAUCGCUCUCUACUUCGUCAGCGGGACAUUCAGAAAGUAUUUCAACAGGUAUCUCCUAUGCUGCUGCGUUUCAGCGGAGCGUCGUUCGUCCGUCAGCAGUUCUCGACGUCGCGGUCAGAGUAUGUCGAACCCGCGGUGUCCAGGAAGCACAAGUUCGAGACGAGGACAGCAAAGCACCGUUCAAUUACCAACUUGGGCUGUACCAACAGCUACAACACGAAUCGGACCUCGAGCCAGAGCUCAUAAUAACGAACAAGAGACGGUAGUAACGACAUGCAACAACGGCCUGGAACACCGGAUUUAAGGUGAAUUCCCACUGUGCGUGAAUGACGUAGAGUCGUCCUGCAGUGAAACGGUCGCGUGAUCCUUUAAUUAAUGUCCCUUCAGACCGUUGAGCCCAGGCAGUAGAGCACCUCACGCUAUCUUCCAACAGUCGUCCUGAUGCUGGUUGUAGACGCGGUAUGUGUUCCAUUUUGCAUAAAACUGGCGAAACUUUUCACGUCAGGAUGCUUCAGGAUGCUGAGCUCGCGUUUCGUUGUAUUGAUGACGAGCUCGCACAGUUCCCUCGGAAUUUAGUGGCACUGCCUUCGCACUUGGCGUUGCGGAAAAUAUCAGAUGCAUCCCAGAUACCUUUACCCACGUUUCGGUGAACAACGUGUUCGGAUGGAACACCGUUUAAAAGCAA